Messenger RNA from Xenopus laevis (African clawed frog), 2278 nucleotides. RefSeq names its product EPS8-like 3 L homeolog (gene eps8l3.L). The transcript has 19 exons. Gene Ontology annotation, biological process: Rho protein signal transduction; regulation of Rho protein signal transduction; positive regulation of ruffle assembly. Gene Ontology annotation, cellular component: plasma membrane; vesicle; cytoplasm. The coding region runs from base 215 to 1912 and encodes 565 amino acids. Lineage: Eukaryota; Metazoa; Chordata; Amphibia; Anura; Pipidae. The record is from RefSeq and is a predicted model, not a curated record. Gene Ontology annotation, molecular function: actin binding.
GCAGAGAGCAGGGAACGUCCGCUCAGGAGGAAGCCGAUAGGCGAAACGCGUUAGCGUGAUUACGCCCCUACGCUCUAACCGCGCAGAAGCGCCAAGCGUAUUUACGCCUGUGAUUUGGAGCAGCGCCGCUCGUGAUUUCUAAAAAAAACAGCACAAAGUUCCAAGGGACGCUGAGGAAACCCAAGUGCCAGAAGGACUUUACAAGGACAUUUCAAUGUGCUGUACCAGAGUGUGUUUUGGCGUAUUGGCACAGCAUGAAGGCUUGACACGAUCCAGAAGCAUAAGUAGACCAACUGCCAAAAAUAUCUAUCAACAAAGAAAAGAGUACGUACAAUCAUUAUCUACAGCUGUCACCAACUUUCAGCACCGAGUAGAGCACCUCUUGACAUGUGACCUGGAUAAUGAACGUCGCAAUGUAGAGGACUGUUUGAAACAUCUUAGUUUCCUUGAGGCACAAGGAAGAGUCUGGGGUCAAGGAUUGAUUCUACAGUUGGAUAAUGGAGAAAUAUUACUGAAGGACCCAGAAACCAAGGACAAUCUGGAGCAAGUGCCUCUGAAAAACGUUGAAAACUGCAGUUCUUUGUUAGGGGGUUCUACGUACAAUUCCCUUCUCACCAUUAAAGUUCAGAGUCAACAGAAAAAAAGCAUCUUCUUUUUCCAGUGUGAUGAACAGCCAGCUGAUGUCCUCCAUACAAACCUAGAAAAGGCAUUAAAGCAAUUCAGAUUAAACAUAGAAAGCAAAGAUACCAACAGGUAUAACUUGGAGAACUCCCAGCCUCAAAAUAGUUUUUUAGAACGGAGUCAAUCACCACAUUCUAGUGGAGACAGGCACAGUCCCAGAUUACAAAGGCAACACAUAUACCCCGUCGAUGAAUCCCCUAUACAGCAAAGGAGAUUUAAGCACCCUGAAGAAUUCCAUGCUCCUCCAAGAGCCAAGCCUCCCCUAUCCUUCCAACCAAGCCCUGUCAAUUCAGAGCCAGAGCCAGAACAUGAUAUUGAAGUUUUGAAUCAUGUCCUUUGUGAUAUUGAGUUAUUUGUUGGAAAACUGAAUAUUGAUAAGAAGAAAAAGAAAGCAACGUUUCCUGAUUCAGAAUUUGUAGACUGUCUGCAGAAAGUCAAAUAUGCCUUUAUUUUGUUGGGGAAUGUCCAUAAACGAAUGCAGCAACCAAGUGCACCUGAUCUCAUCCAUUUGGUGAUGGAUACUCUGGCCAAGAUUGUAGGCAAAUGUCCACGAAAAGACUUGCCACCAUCUGUGGUAUCUCCACUACUUACUGAGAAGGCACUGAUGCUUCUGAGUUCUUGUGUGACAGACAAAGAAAAAAAAUUCUGGGAAAGCUUGGGGGUUGCCUGGAUGAAGACCAGAGCUGAAUGGCCAAAUGGAAAGAAUAUUCCUCAAUAUGUUCCAACUUUUUCUGAUGGGUGGGUCAUCCCUGACAUCCCUUUUAGUGAUGUUUCAUCCCAGAAGUCACGUAGUCCAGAGACACCAUUACGCAACAGGCAAUUUCAGCCACUCCUUAAGAACGUCCUUCAUGACUUUGAAGCAAGAAAUAAUCGAGAACUGUCAGUAAGAAAAGGCAAUAUUGUGAAGGUUUUGGACCAGAGCCGGCAGUGGUGGAUGGUGCAGAAUUCUCAGGGCCAGCAGGGAUUUGUUCCAAACAACAUCCUGGAGAAUACAGAUGAUGAUCAGGCUCCUAUAAAUUCAGUGGUACUUAAUCCAGGCUCUCGUCCAGAAGAGGUGAAAGUGUGGCUUCAACAAAAAGGCUUCUCCAAUAUCACUGUGAGAUGUCUUGGAGUUCUUCGAGGAGAUCAGCUUUUGGAGCUAAGUCGUGAUGACCUGAAGGCUGUGUGUCCUGAGGAAGGGGGGCGUGUGCAUUUGCAGUUGAGAACAGUGGGAGCAUCUCUUGGGACAUGAAAACACUUUGGAACUGUUAAGAAGUUACAAUAUAUUUUCAUACUUGGUCUGCAAGGACCUCCAAGAGGAUCUAUGUGGAGUGAAGCUGUACCUUCUUGUGUCAAAAAUAAUUUUAGACUGAUCCUUGAACUUCAAACUAAAUUUUCUCAAUAAACUAUGGAAAACUGUACCCUUUUCCAAACACCAUAAAUAUCAUCAAAAUGCAAUUAUUUUCUACUCUGUAUGUUUAUAUAUACAGUAAAAUAUCCAUAAUUGGCCUUUAAAGGCCCUCUAAACUUAGCUAUAAUUUCCCAGUAUUUUCCCCUCUAACUGUAUGUACACUAUUAAUUCUCAGUUGUCAAUAAAUACAGUAUUUUUUGCAUCUAA